Messenger RNA from Peromyscus eremicus (cactus mouse), 3434 nucleotides. It is a transcript of the gene Phc3, whose product is annotated as polyhomeotic homolog 3. Gene Ontology annotation, cellular component: PRC1 complex; nucleus. The record is from RefSeq and is a predicted model, not a curated record. The coding region runs from base 62 to 3097 and encodes 1011 amino acids. Gene Ontology annotation, molecular function: protein binding; zinc ion binding. Lineage: Eukaryota; Metazoa; Chordata; Mammalia; Rodentia; Cricetidae. The transcript is spliced from 16 exons.
CGCGCUUGCAGGGGGAAGGGGAGGCGCAUGCGCACCCCGCGUUAGUGAUGGAGGAGAGAAGAUGGCGGAAGCGGAAUUUAAGGAUCACAGUACGGCUAUGGAUAGCGAGCCAAGCUCUGGAACAUCUUCUGUGUCAACAACAGCCAGUAGCACCACCACCACCACCAUCACCACUUCCUCCUCUCGAAUGCAGCAACCGCAGAUCUCUGUCUACAGCGGUUCAGACCGACAUGCUGUUCAGGUAAUUCAACAGGCAUUGCAUCGCCCCCCCAGCUCGGCUGCUCAGUACCUCCAGCAGAUGUACGCGGCUCAGCAACAGCACUUGAUGCUGCACACGGCCGCUCUUCAGCAGCAGCAUCUAAGCAGCUCCCAGCUCCAGAGCCUUGCUGCUGUUCAGGCAAGUUUGUCCAGUGGAAGACCAUCUACAUCCCCCACAGGAAGUGUCACACAACAGUCAAGUAUGUCCCAGACAUCUAUCAACCUCUCUACUUCUCCUACACCUGCUCAGUUGAUGAAUCGCUCCCAGGCUUCCAGUUCUACUAGCGGCAGUAUUACUCAACAGACGAUGUUACUAGGGAGUACCUCUCCUACAUUAACAGCCAGCCAAGCUCAAAUGUAUCUCCGAGCUCAGAUGCUGAUUUUCACACCCGCUACCACUGUGGCUGCUGUGCAGUCUGACAUUCCUGUUGUCUCGUCGUCACCGUCACCUUCCUGUCAGUCUGCAGCUGCUCAGGUUCAGAAUUUAACAUUACGCAGCCAGAAGUUGGGUGUCUUGUCUAGCUCACAGAAUGGCCCACCAAAAAGCGCUGGUCCAACUCAGUCAUUGACAAUUUGCCAUAAUAAAACAACAGUGACCAGUUCUAAACUCAGCCAACGAGACCCUUCUCCAGAGAGCAAGAAGGGAGGAAGCCCGAGUCUGGACUCUCGAAGCACAGCAGUCACUCGGACAUCAAGCAUUCACCAGUUAAUAGCACCAGCGUCAUAUUCUCCAAUUCAGCCUCAUUCUCUAAUCAAACAUCAGCAGAUUCCUCUUCAUUCACCACCUCCUAAGGUUUCCCAUCAUCAGCUGAUUUUACAACAGCAACAACAGCAAAUUCAGCCAAUCACCCUUCAGAGUCCAACUCAAGAUCCGCCCCCAUCCCAGCACUGUAUCCCACUUCCAAACCAUGGCCUUUCUCCGGCUCCCAGUAAUGCCCAGUCACAGCAUUGCUCACCAAUCCAGAGCCAUCCCCCUCCUUUAACUGUGUCUCCUAAUCAGGCACAAUCUGCACAGCAGUCUGUAGUGGUGUCUCCUCCUCCACCUCAUUCCCCAAGUCAGUCUCCUACUAUAAUUAUCCAUCCACAAGCACUUAUCCAGCCACAUCCUCUUGUGUCUUCAGCUCUUCAGACAGGGCCAAAUUUGCAGCAGGCUGCUGCUGAUCAGGUACAACCCACAGCACAGCUGAAUCUUCCAUCCCAUCUUCCACUUCCAGCAUCCCCUGUUGUACACAUUGGCCCAGUCCAGCAGUCUGCCUUAGUGUCCCCUGCUCAGCAGAUUGUGUCUCCAACAUCACACCAGCAGUACUCAACCCUGCAGUCAUCUCCAAUUCCAAUCGCAACCCCUCCACAGAUGUCGACAUCUCCUCCAGCUCAGAUCCCACCACUGCCCUUGCAGUCUAUGCAGUCUUUACAAGUGCAGCCUGAAAUUCUAUCCCAGGGCCAGGUUUUGGUGCAGAAUGCUUUGGUGUCAGAAGAAGAGCUACCUGCUGCAGAAGCUCUGGUCCAGUUGCCAUUUCAGACUCUUCCUCCUCCCCAGACUGUUGCGGUAAAUCUCCAAGUACAGCCGCCAGCACCCGUUGAUCCUCCAGUGGGAAUGCAUUUGAACCAGUGUCAUCUGCACAAAGUUUUUUCUCUUAAGGUUUAUCAAGUAGAAGAUGUGUGCGAGGAGGAAAUGCCAGAGGAGUCAGAUGAAUGUGCCAGAAUGGACAGAACACCACCACCCCCGACUCUGUCUCCAGCAGCUGUGACCGUGGGGCGAGGAGAGGAUUUGACCUCUGAACAGCCUCUGUUAGAGCAAGUGGAGUUGCCUGCUGUGGCCUCAGUCAGUGCCUCAGUGAUUAAGUCUCCAUCCGACCCUGCUCAUGGCUCUGUUCCUCCACCGCCACUCUUAAUGCCAGCUGCUGCCACAAGGAGCACUAUCACGGCUAUGGCCAGCGGCACCCCCCACCUGGAAAACAAGCCUCCGCAGGCUAUUGUGAAGCCGCAGAUCUUGACCCACGUAAUCGAAGGUUUCGUGAUUCAGGAGGGAUUGGAGCCCUUUCCUGUAAGUCGUUCAUCUUUGCUGAUAGAACAACCUGUGAAAAAGAGGCCUCUUUUGGAUAAUCAGGUGGUAAAUUCUGUGUGUGUUCAGCCAGAGCUACAGAAUAACACAAAGCAUGCAGAUAACUCGUCUGACACAGAGAUGGAAGACAUGAUUGCUGAAGAGACAUUAGAAGAAAUGGAUAGUGAAUUGCUCAAGUGUGAGUUCUGUGGAAAAAUGGGAUAUCCUAAUGAAUUUUUACGGUCAAAACGGUUCUGUACUAUGUCAUGUGCCAAAAGGUACAACGUUAGCUGCUCUAAAAAAUUUGCACUUAGUCGUUGGAAUCGUAAGCCUGAUAAUCAGAGUCUUGGGCAUCGGGGCCGUCGUCCAAGUGGCCCUGAAGGGACAGCAAGAGAACAUAUCCUUAGGCAGCUUCCAAUUACUUAUCCAUCUGCAGAAGAAGACUUGGCUUCUCAUGAAGAUUCUGUGCCCUCUGCUGUGACAACUCGUCUGCGCAGGCAGAGUGAGCGGGAAAGAGAACGUGAGCUUCGAGAUGUGAGAAUUAGGAAAAUGCCUGAGAACAGUGACGUGCUCCCAGGGGCACAGACAGAGCCCUCUAUAUGGACGGUCGAUGAUGUCUGGGCCUUCAUUCAUUCUUUGCCUGGCUGCCAGGAUGUCGCGGAUGAGUUCAGGGCACAGGAGAUUGACGGACAGGCCCUGCUCUUGCUAAAAGAAGACCAUCUUAUGAGUGCAAUGAACAUCAAGCUGGGCCCAGCCCUGAAGAUCUGUGCACGCAUCAACUCUCUGAAGGACUCUUAACAGGAAGCCGAGGCUUUGAUGUAAUAUCAUUUUAUUCCUCUUAGUAGGUAAAGGUAGAGCCUCCUCUGGCUGAGAAUCUUCGACUGACGAUGGAAGGCCAAGCACAUUGGGACUGCCACUUCCAGUGCCCACAUUUCUCUCCAGAUACCAUAACUCAUCAUACACUUUCAGAAUUAGCCAACAUUGGUGAAGUUAAUUUUACCAGUUACAUACAGCACUGAAAGACUUGUUACAGAGGCCCAUAUUUUUCAAAGAAAUAUGUUAUACUAGAUAAUUUUUUAAAGGUAAUGUUUAUCAUUAAUAUAAAAGAAGCCUUUUAAAAAUAAUUACUGAUUUA